AUGAUUCUCCUUGACUAUGGCCUGAAGCCGCAGCUCUGGCUGCAGGCAUCAGGGGACAAGGAAGGUCGGCGGACUUCCUCUGCUGCGCUUUUGACAACUUGGACACAUUGGCUUUCUUUCAGAUCUGUAGACGCACAGUCCCGCUCCGAACGACUAGGGCCCACUUUGGAACCGUUUCCUUCUUCGGAUGGCAGUCCUAAGUCGGCCCUGGCAGCCACAACCACAGCAGCUGCCUCCACCGCCAAAGAAGCUGUGUUAUCUGCAAAGACACCAGCGCCCUACUCUGAGCAGAGCCUUCUCAUGGAGCCCUCUUCUGACAGUCGUCUUGGGGAGCCCAGCACUGGACCCAGCUUUACCCACCAGACAGGCCAUGGGAGACUUGGCUUUGAGCCUGCCUAUGUUCCCUGUAUUGCUCAGGAUCCCUGUACUACAAAUGAUCUUAGCUCUAGCCCUGGCCCUGUUCCUGGCUCCACUUCUGGUCCUGCCUCUAGGCAUAGUCUAGGCUGUGGCCAUGACCCUGAGCACAGCCCCUACACUCGUCCAAGCUUUAGGAACCCCAGGGCAGAUCUGGUCCCUCCCUGGGGUCACCACAGCCACUGGGAGCCUCAGAAACAACAACCCUGGAAAUGUUUGCAAGUCUCAGAACCUGGUGCCCGAGGGCUAUGGAAGCCCCCUGAGAUUGAAGGAAAACAUAAGGUCCCCAAUGAAACGUUGCCUCGGGGCCAGUGCCUUCUCCACAACUGGGAAGAGGAGAGAGCCACCAACCACCUGGAUCAAGUCCCAAGCAUGCAGGAUGGCUCUGAGAGUUUCUUCUUCCGACGUGGACACCAGGAACUACUGACCCUGCAGCUACAGUCCCCCAUGCCCUUCACCACCACCCAGAAAGACUCAUACCAGUCCCUGGGAAACCACCAUCAGCCAAUUCGAGGGAAGCGUGAAGCCAUGCUGGAGAUGCUCCUACGGCACCAGAUCGGUAAAGAGGUGCAGGCAGAGCAGGAACCCACAAGGAAGAACUGUGAGGUUGAGUCUGUGACACACCAUGACUACCGAAAGGAGCUGAUCCAAGUAGGGCCUCCUGCCCCAACAAAGCCUCACGACUACCGUCAGGAGCAGCCUGAAACCUUCUGGAUACAGAGGGCACCACAGCUACCGGGUGUCAGUAACAUCAAGACACUGGACAUGCCAUUCCGGAAGAACUGCAGCUUCUCAACACCAGUGCCUUUGUCUCUGGGGCAGCCUUUGCCCUAUGAACCUGAGAAUUAUUCCCACCAGUUGGGAGAAAUAUCUUCCCUUGCCUGUCAGGGAGGAGGGCCGAAGGGUGGAGGGGGUAGAACUACUCCUGUCUAAGGGUAGAGGAGGGAAGUGGGAUGUGGAAUAUGGAAUCUAUUUCUGUCUGGACUGGAGAGGUGGGGAGGAAGUGGAUUCUGUCUGUG
Messenger RNA from Ceratotherium simum simum (southern white rhinoceros), 1433 nucleotides. NCBI's taxonomy places the organism in Eukaryota, Metazoa, Chordata, Mammalia, Perissodactyla, Rhinocerotidae. The record is from RefSeq and is a predicted model, not a curated record.